Messenger RNA from Gracilinanus agilis (Agile Gracile Mouse Opossum), 606 nucleotides. Its product is annotated as trichosurin-like. Gene Ontology annotation, molecular function: small molecule binding. The transcript is spliced from 6 exons. The record is from RefSeq and is a predicted model, not a curated record. Bases 1 to 606 code for a protein of 201 amino acids. Lineage: Eukaryota; Metazoa; Chordata; Mammalia; Didelphimorphia; Didelphidae.
AUGAAGCUCCUGCUGCUGAGUAUGGGUUUGGCUCUGGUCUAUGGCCUCCAAUCCCAUAGCAGAUCAGAGGAAGACCUGUCAGAUGAAAUUGAGCAAAAUUGGGAACAGCUUUCUGGACACUGGCACACUGUUGGAUUGGCCUCAAGUAACAGGUCUCUAAUUGAAGAGGAAGGUCCCUUUAGGAAUUUUAUUCAAAAUAUCACUGUAGAGCAUGGUAACCUCAAUGGAAUCUUCUUGACAAGAAAAAAUGGCCAGUGCAUUCUUUUGUCCCUUAUUGCUCUUAAGACUGAGAAAGCAGGUUGUUUUAAGUUGAACUAUUAUGGAACUAAUAAAAUCUACUAUGAAAGCUCUAAGUCAGAUGAAUAUGUCAUAUUUAUCUUGUAUAACCACCACAAAGGGAAUAUGAACAUAGUGGCAAACCUCUUUGGCCGGACUCCAGACCUGUCAGAUGAAAUAAAGAAGAAAUUUGAGAAAAUGUGUGAAAACCAUGGAAUUAGGAAGGAUGAAAUUUUGGACCUGACCAAAGAUGCUUCUACUUCCUACCAAGAAUCGUUAGUAUGGAUUAUGAGAAUUUCUACUGGAUUUUUGUUCUUUCCUCCCACCUGA